GCAGCGCUUCUUGCGAAAGAUGCGUUCAGCAGACGAGCGAUUUAUUUCAGGAACAGAAUGACAACAGCUGUGACGACGGCGGCGCAGGAUAGAGCGGGCUUCUGGAAGACGCGCUACACGAUGCUGCUGCUGAACACUCUCGGCCUGGCCAUCUGCAACACGACGCGCGUCAACAUUUCCGUAGCCAUCGUCGACAUGGUGAACGGGACGGCGCUGCGGGAGAGAGGGGCCGUCGACGGUGGCGCCGUCUUCCACGACCCGGACGCCUGUCCAGGAGAGCAGGUGCUCGAGGGCCCCAGCGGACGCAAAGAUGGGGAAUUCAUCUGGGACACGCAGAUGCAAGGAGAGAUCCUGGCCGGCUUCUACUACGGAUACACGCUUGGUCACAUUCCAGGCGGUGUGCUCGCUGACCGUUUCGGUGGUAAGGUCGUCUUGCUAUUCAGCGUUCUUGUCUCAUCUCUGCUGGCGAUUCUGACACCACUGUCUGCUUGGGCUGGCUACUACGCGCUGUUUAUUAACAGAUUCUGCCAGGGACUCGCUCAGGGUGGCACAAUACCAGCUAUUCAGACGACUGUUUGCACGUGGGCACCUGACCACGAAAGGAGCCUAUUUUCCCUUAUUUUCCUAGGGAUGUUUAUUGGAAACUUGGUGUCCAUGGCGGUGACGGGCGCCCUUUGCGAGACUGUGAUUGGCUGGCCGCUUUCCUUUUACGUUUUUGGAGGCGUUGGGAUUCUAUGGAGUGUGUCUUGGUUCCUGCAGGCUGCAGAUUCGCCGGCACAGCACCCGUACAUCGACCCAGUCGAACGCAGCUACAUCGAAGCUACGAUAAAGUCAGCUGCCAAGAAGAAUCUUCCCGUGCCAUGGAAGAGCAUUAUAAAAACGCCAGCCAUUUGGGCUCUCGUUGCUAUCAUGAUCACCUUCGACUGGAGCUUCUAUUUGCUGGUCACGCUGCCGCUAUACCUCGGCCAAGUCUUGCAUUAUGAUAUCCGAAGUAAUGGAAUCAUAUCAGCCGUUCCCCACAUGACUGGUGCAGCUGGAAGUGUGGCGUUUGUGUGGUUUACCAACUUCCUGCUCCGAAAGGAAUUUGUAUCCAAGAUCUGGACCUUCCGCAUAAUAAAUGCGCUAGGUACCCUGGUGCCCGCAGUGGCGCUGGUUGUGGUGGCGCUGGUGGGCUGUGACAGCGCAGCCAUCAUCGCGAUGCUGGCCAUCAGCGGCUUCUGCACAGCCACCGACUGCACGGGCUCCUACCUCAACAUGCAGAUAAUCGCGCCCAACUACGCGGGCACCAUCGUCGGCAUCGUCAAUAUGUUCGCAAACCUGACGGGCAUCGCAGUCCCUUACGUCGUCGGUGCCUUCACCAACGACAACCCAACGCGCGCGGCUUGGAACACGGUCUUCUACCUGUCGGCUGCGGUUGCCACCGUGUCGUACGUCGUUUACGCUGUGUUCACUACCACUGAGGAGCAGCCCUGGAACGUGCCAGCCUCAGAAAGAGCACAGAAAGCAAACGUCAAUGAGGGCAUCGAGAACACAGCAUUUGACGAAGGUGUAACGCAAAUAGCGGACAGACAAACGACGCAAAAAGGUCACUGGAAAGCCAUCGUACCUUAGGCUGCGUUAACCGGUCACCGAAACUCUACGCACCAAUGUGGUCGACGCAGCUAUGCUACAUCGUCGUUGUUGCAGACAACACGAACUCUGUGGUCGUCAAUAAUGGAAAGAAAAUGCGUACAACAGCCGGUAUACCGAGGGUCCCUUUCUGAGCACCAUGCAAUCACCUUGGCCAGGACAGCUGCAAUUACUAUCAAGGCGAGCCAUAACAACUAUUCUCGUCCUCAACAAGGAACGAACAGCGUGGAUGGAAAGAUUCUGCAAACAACUUUCUUCAUUAGUUGUCUGCAGAAUUAUGAUCUGAGCAUCACGAAGAACACGAGUUCAUUCAUUGUAUUCACAA
Molecule: messenger RNA, 1954 nt
Organism: Schistocerca piceifrons (Central American locust)
Lineage: Eukaryota; Metazoa; Arthropoda; Insecta; Orthoptera; Acrididae
Product: sialin-like
Exons: 11
Coding region: 58-1611 (517 amino acids)
Biological process (GO): monoatomic anion transport; transmembrane transport
Molecular function (GO): transmembrane transporter activity
Source: RefSeq, a predicted model, not a curated record